AUUUUCGUGAAAAUUCUUUUGUUUUAAAACAAAAGUUUUUCUUACGAAUUUGAAAAAUUACAACAACAAAAAUCAUAAUGACGCGUUAUGUGCUUCUAUUAUUCGUAAUGAUCCUAUCCAUGACAAUUAGUUCAGUGUUAAUGGACGUUACGAAAUAUACGUCAAAAUACGAUGACGUAGAUGUGGACAAGAUUUUACAUACACCUCGUUUACUUAAUCAAUAUGUUAAUUGUUACACAGAGAAAGGACCAUGUUUAACAGCAGAAGCGAAAUUUAUGAAAGAUAUAUUUGCAGAAGCUUUGGUAACCAAAUGCGUCAAGUGUACGGAUAAACAAAAAAUUAUAUUUGACAAGAUAAUUACUUGGUUCGAGGAAAAUGACAAAGAAACUUGGAAAACUAUACUGUCUAUAGCCAUUAACAAACAUUUAAAUAAAAAAGCAUCAUAACUCAUAUCUCUCGAUAAUCGUAAUGAGUCCAAUUAUUGAUUAUGUUUGAAAUCAAAACGUUAAAGGGAAAGGGAAGGUAUUAAAGAAGGAGCUAAUACGACAUAUGUGGAUAUCUAUAAAUUAGUUUUUUCAUUUUCCUUGUUAUAAAUAAAAUU
Messenger RNA from Polistes dominula (European paper wasp), 601 nucleotides. RefSeq names its product ejaculatory bulb-specific protein 3. Lineage: Eukaryota; Metazoa; Arthropoda; Insecta; Hymenoptera; Vespidae. The record is from RefSeq and is a predicted model, not a curated record.